Messenger RNA from Rotaria sordida, 1110 nucleotides. The record is from the annotation of a GenBank genome assembly. NCBI's taxonomy places the organism in Eukaryota, Metazoa, Rotifera, Eurotatoria, Philodinida, Philodinidae.
AUGUGUUCUCGAAAUGAAGAUAUUCUACUUGACAUUACGGUUUUACCAAAAGAUAUUUUUGAACGUGUUGGUCAUAAAUUUUAUGAUGUUGUUAAAUCAGUAGCAGGUGAUUCAUUAGCAAAGAUUUUAAAAAUACAAUUGAUUAACUCUGUUGGCAAAUUAUUGAAUACUCCUGAUAUAUUUGCAUUUUUUCAAUAUGAUUCAGAAGAAACUGAUGCUAUUAAACUUGAAUCGUGUUUUAAAUCUAAGACAGGACAAUUUAUUGUGAAGCCAGGUAUUCAAAGCAGUUUUUCAUAUUUUAUAAAUCUAUUGAAUAAAGCAUUAAAACAAAAACAAGAAUUAGCACCAAAUGAAAAUACUGAAAAUUAUUCAAACUAUAUAACUGAUGAAUUUCUUGAUAAUCAUCCAUUAUUAAAGUCAUUAAUAAAAUGGUAUCGAUUAAAUGAUUUAAAUGGUGUUAAACAAACAAAUCAAUUUUUAGUAUCAUUUAUAGACAACCUAAUAAACAACUGUACACAAUCCCCGAAUAACUUUAGACAUAGUGAAUCAAUUAAAAAUUUUGCCAUAUGCUUAUAUGUUCUUGGUGGCAAACAAACCUAUGAAUUUAUUCGUUUAAAUCUUUAUGGUUCUAUUCCUAAUUUAACAACACUUGGUGAAUUAAUUAAAAACUCAGACACUGCCUUUAGUGAAGCAGAAUUUAACUUUGAAUCUCUUCGACAAUGCCAUUCACAGUUUGGUUUUUGCUCUGAAGACACCACAGGAAUCAUUCGUAAAGUUGAAUAUGACUCAAAAACAAAUUCUUUCGUCGGGUUUGUGACUCCAAUUGAUCAUGGAAUUCCAUUACCAAAAUUCUAUCAGCCUAAUACGUUUAAUGAAUUGAGGACAAUUUAUGAAACGAAUGAAAUAGCAUCAUUGUUAAAUGUGCACAUGUUUCAAAGUAUACCAACUGAAGAUAAUGCAACACGUAUUCCAAGACCAUUGUUAUUAUCAGCGUACGGUGUUGACAAUAAAAUUACUGCAAUAAAUGUAUUAAAUCGAUGGAUGUAUAUUUUUCAACAUUGUUUGGAUCAAAAUGUCCGUAUUAUUGGAUUUUCUACAGGUAAAUUUUAA